Molecule: messenger RNA, 414 nt
Organism: Alnus glutinosa
Lineage: Eukaryota; Viridiplantae; Streptophyta; Magnoliopsida; Fagales; Betulaceae
Product: protein AGENET DOMAIN (AGD)-CONTAINING P1
Exons: 1
Coding region: 1-414 (137 amino acids)
Source: RefSeq, a predicted model, not a curated record
AUGGCGUUUUUCUGGGGCGAUGAGGUGGAAGUUUGCAGCAAACUAGAUGGGUUUGUGGGUUCCUACUAUGCAGGCACAGUGGUGGCAGAAUAUAGACACAACACCUAUGCAGUGCGGUACAAGAGCCUUGUCACAGAUGAUGAAUGCCGGCCGCUGAUCGAGGUCGUCAGUGAGGACGAGAUGAGGCCUGAGCCACCCAAAGUUUUGGCAUCUGGGUUUGCUUUAUUUGAAGAGGUUGAUGCGUUUGACAAUGAUGGUUGGUGGGUGGGCAAGAUUACUGGCAGGAAAGGCUCUAACUACUGUGUCUUCUUUCAUAUAUAUGGGAUUGAGAUUGCCUACCCGUUUUCUCAGUUGAGGGCUCAUCUUCAAUGGGUCGGUGGCAAGUGGGUUUCUUCCAAGAACAGGGUCUUUUGA